This is a messenger RNA of Recurvomyces mirabilis, 1083 nucleotides long. RefSeq lists its product as uncharacterized. NCBI's taxonomy places the organism in Eukaryota, Fungi, Ascomycota, Dothideomycetes, Mycosphaerellales, Teratosphaeriaceae. The record is from RefSeq and is a predicted model, not a curated record. Gene Ontology annotation, biological process: lipid metabolic process. Gene Ontology annotation, molecular function: phosphoric diester hydrolase activity. The transcript has a single exon. Bases 1 to 1083 code for a protein of 360 amino acids.
AUGGCAUCUACAGCGACCGAGCGCGAGCCGUUACUGCGCCGAGUUCCUUCUGCUCUUGCUCCACCGCCUAUGCUUGUGCAGCCAGGGAUAGAGAAGCUUGAUACUCCCGUAACAAUGGCAGAAGACACGGUCUUCCCUGUUCCAACCUUUACCACUGCCCGUCUCAAUGCGCGGCAACGACGACUACCACAAUGUAUAGCGCACCGAGGCUACAAAGCAAAGUUCCCGGAGAACACUCUCGCAUCGUUCAAAGGCGCAGUAAAAGCAGGCGCGCAUGCCUUAGAGACUGAUGUACAUAUCUCGAAAGACGAGGUGGUAGUAUUGAGUCAUGACCCGACGCUCAAGCGAUGUUAUGGAAGGCAGGACAAGAUUAUUGAUCUGACGUGGGACGAGUUGAAGGAUGUGAGGACUGUUGCGGAACCACAUGAGCCUAUGCCGAGAUUGAAAGACAUGCUGGAGUAUCUGGCGCAACCUGGUAUGGAAGAGGUCUGGCUGCUACUCGACAUCAAGCUCAGUAAUGACGCUGAUGCGAUCAUGCGACUUAUGGCCUCGACAAUUGCGUCCGUGCCGGCCCCGGCGACCAAGAAGUGGAAUGAGAGGAUAGUACUAGGUAUCUGGGCUGCAAAGUACUUGCCUCUGGCGCAGAAGUAUUUCGAAGGUUUCCCUGUCAUGCAUAUUGGCUUCUCGACUAGCUAUGCGAGUCACUUCUUCACGAUACCUAAUGUCGGCUUCAACAUGCUUUUUCCUACUUUAGUUGCACCCGGAGGUAGGCGUUUCCUGCGGGAGGCGAGGGAGAAGUAUCAUCGCAAGGUGAUUGCCUGGACAGUGAACACGGAGGAGAGAAUGGAGUGGUGCAUCCGGCGGGAGCUGGACGGCGUCAUCACGGAUGACCCCGCCGUGUUCCUCGAAGUCUGCAAACGACAUGAUGAAAGCAAGAGGGAAAGUAUGAUGAGGGUGAAGGACUACCUAGAUAUCUACAGGCUAUGGAUUUGGAUCACACUGGCGCUACUCUUCUUCAGGAAGCGAUUUCAGCCAGUGGCGAGCCAAACAUUGAUAGAGAAGAAGCCACAGGCCAAGCUAUAG